AUGGGUGAGGAGGUCACAGCAAAUUCGGUUACAACGUGGCCAACUACAUUAGAGACAACAAUGUUGACAACCUUGGCCCAGACAACCGAGGAUCCGAUGCCUACUAUUGUUUUCCCGACGACUCAGCCGUGUGACUUGAUGCCAGACCUGUUCUUUGUUCUGGACGGAUCUGGAAGUGUGAGCGUCUCAGACUUUAAUACAGUCAAACAGUUUGUUGCAGCAGUGGUCACGGGUUUCACCAUCGGUUUAAGUGAUACUAGAGUUGGUGUACUUCAGUACUCAAAUUUCAACACACUGGGGUGUAAUCUGGGAGACCAUGCUGAUGAGUCAUCUUUCGUCAACGCCAUUAACACCAUGACACGCCAGGGCGGAGGCACAAAUACUGGGGCUGCUCUGGAGUUCGCUCGGCAAAACGCCGCCUGGAGGGCUGCACCUACUCCAAAGAUUAUGGUAGUUUUGACCGACGGACAUUCAUCGGACAGUGUCGCCGCGCCGUCCCAAGCUCUGGCCGCAGACGGAGUGACCGUCUUCGCUAUCGGUGUGGGCAACUUUGACCAUUCAGAACUACUGCAGAUUGCCAACAACAACGCGGGGCGUGUGUUUGAGCUGACUGACUUUAACCUCCUGGCUCAGAACAUCAAUUGGAUUGCUCGCGCACUUUGCAAGGCACAGGAGCCGGGUCCCCGUCUUGUUGGAGGAUCCGGUGACCACGAGGGAAGGGUGGAAGUUUUCCACAACGGACAAUGGGGAACGAUAUGCGACGACAACUGGAGCCUUCAGGACGCCAAUGUCGUGUGUCGCCAGCUGGGGUUUUUUGCAGCUGAAGCAGCGACAUGUUGCUCCUCCUUCGGGAGGAGCUCGAGCUACGGGCAGAUCUGGCUGGACGAUGUUGCCUGUAGUGGAAAUGAACCGAACCUGUACAGCUGCAGCCAUAAUGGAUGGGGCAACCACAACUGCGACAAUUACGAAGAUGCCGGAGUCGUCUGCACCCAAAGUCAAUCGACACAAGAUCCGUUGACACCAGUUACUACAACAUAUCCCUGGUCUGUAACAACCCAAGGGCAGGUGACAACACCUGUUGAUGUCUAUCCUUGCAAUCCUGGUGAAUACCAUGUGUUGGAUGAACCAUGGCAAAACUUUGGACAUGGCCUCCGUAGUUUUAAUUGUUACAGUGGCCGGAACUUCAACGGCGAGUGGUACCGCUUCAUGGGUUCAGCCGGGUCCCAAAUGUUAGCACGUAAUCCCGAGAGGUAUUACACCUGCGGCACUACAUAUCCCCUGUGGAUGAACGGAACGCAUCCGACAGUUGCAGACGGAGAGGUGUCUCGUCAGUUAUGCACUUACCAGGGCAGCAGCUACCCCUGCAGGUACCCAGCAACCAUUCAGGUGAAGGCGUGCCGGGCCGGGUACUACGUGUACAAGCUGCACAGGACUGGUUCCUGCCACUAUGGUUAUUGUGGGGUCACAGGUGUACGACUGGUUAAUGGAACCGGAGACCAUGAGGGUAGAGUGGAAAUUUACCGUGACGGCGAGUGGGGGACCGUCUGUCACAAUAGUUGGGACCGGAACGAUGCCCACGUCGUGUGCCGUCAGCUGGGGUUCCCUGGUGCUGAGAGGGCAACAACUGGAGCCUCCUUCGGGCAGGGGACUGGACCGAUCUGGCUGGAUGAUGUAACCUGUAGGGGAAGUGAGUCAGAUCUACAAACCUGCAGCCACAGCGGAUGGGGCCGCCACAACUGCGGGCAUAAUCAAGAUGCAGGAGUUGUCUGUACUGACAUAAUAGACUGCUCUCAGUAUUAUGCGUCAGGACAGAGAACAAAUGGAGUCUACCCAGUUGGUUCGACGUCCUCCGGUGUACAGGCAUACUGCGACAUGUCAGGCGGAGGCUGGACCGUGAUCCAACGGCGGCAGGACGGGUCGGUUCCCUUCAACCGGACCUGGGAGGAGUACAAGCACGGGUUUGGGAACAAGAGCGGGGAAUACUGGCUUGGGAACGAGAACAUCUACCUCCUAACCCAACAAAAGAACUACGAUCUGAGGAUAGAUAUUAAAGACUGGGAGGGAAAUCGGCUAUCUCGUACGUACAGGAGCUUUAUAAUGAGGGGUGAGGCGGACAACUACCGGCUUUGGUUUCUGUAUUCCGGUACCGGGAAUACAGGAAACUGGCCUAUCCAUCGCGGUCAGAACUUCUCCACCGUGGACAGGGACAACGAUUACUGGAGCGGCGGCCACUGCUCUCAUGAAGAGGGAGGAAAGGGCGGCUGGUGGUUCAGGGAGUGCGGAUUCCCCAACUUCAACAGUUGCUACCGAGGAAGCUGUGAGAGUUCCUGUUCAGGUAGAGAUGGUCUGAGUUGGCAAUCUAAUGAAGGCAAGUGGCACCUGUUGAAGUCUGUUACUAUGAAGAUAAAGCCACGCUAAAACAUUGUUGAAUGGAAAGGAAUGUAGCCUAUGAUAUCUGAUUUAUCCACGUUAUCAUGACGGUAAUAACACAUACUUCACAAUCUCGACAUAUGAUCAAUUAAGAGAGAGAGAGAGAGAGAGAGAGAGAAAGAUUAAGAGAGAUACAAUUGUAUUGUUACAGCCAGUUUAGUAUGUUAGAUUGCGGAUUUAGUGAUCAUGAGGUGAUAUGAUUGAGAAGACCAUACAGAUGACCAAGUAACGCUCUAGACAUGCCAUGUAUAUAGUUGCCAUGUAUUGUAGUACUGCUGCACUAGCCGGUGAGUGCCUUCUUAUUUAGCAUGCAACACCUAUCUAUAUAGUAUAUACAACAUUAUCAGACCUAAGGCCACACCGAUUUAAUUUUAUGGAUGACAUCCUCUCAAGACCCCCAAAG
This is a messenger RNA of Branchiostoma belcheri (Belcher's lancelet), 2833 nucleotides long. RefSeq names its product lysyl oxidase homolog 4-like. Gene Ontology annotation, cellular component: membrane. NCBI's taxonomy places the organism in Eukaryota, Metazoa, Chordata, Leptocardii, Amphioxiformes, Branchiostomatidae. The record is from RefSeq and is a predicted model, not a curated record. The coding region runs from base 1 to 2418 and encodes 805 amino acids. The transcript has 12 exons.